Messenger RNA from Epinephelus lanceolatus (giant grouper), 4518 nucleotides. The record is from RefSeq and is a predicted model, not a curated record. Lineage: Eukaryota; Metazoa; Chordata; Actinopteri; Perciformes; Serranidae.
UGUAGUUGCCGGGUGCUGGAGGUCGGGCAUGCCCAUGAAACAUCCACUGCGAAAUGCUAUGCAACCGCCUAAAAGAGUGUGAUUAACAUUAAAUAACAGCGACAUGUGCCUCAAACUACUCUUUAAAUUGCUCUCGCUCACGAGCUGAUUAGUCACGAGUUGAAUAGAAGCGCGUGGGAAACACCGAGGAGCUCCGAAAACUGUCCGUCCGUUUUGUCCUACAAAGGCGCCGAGAGUUUGACAGCGGCAGGACCUCACUGCGCAGGCCUGACGUUAGGUAAACUGCCGGAGGAGGACGGCAUCCAAAAGGACUCCAUGAGACAAUAAAGUCUGUCCUUUCUGCAGAGGGAAGCGAGUGAAAACAUGAGGAAGGACGUGAGGAUACUUCUUGUUGGGGAACCCAAGGUGGGGAAGACAUCACUGAUAAUGUCUCUGGUCAGUGAGGAGUUUCCUGAUGAGGUUCCUCUCCGAGCUGAAGAGAUCACCAUCCCAGCUGAUGUCACCCCGGAGAGGGUGCCCACACACAUCGUUGACUACUCAGAGGCAGAACAGUCAGAUGAGCAGCUGUACCAAGAAAUAUCAAAGGCAAAUGUUAUCUGCAUAGUUUAUUCAGUCAACAACAAGAAGUCCAUUGAAAAGGUGACAAGCCACUGGAUUCCUCUCAUCAGUGACAGAACGGACAAAGAUAGCAGGGUGCCAUUGAUCCUUGUGGGCAACAAGUCAGACCUGGUGGAACACAGCAGCAUGGAGACCAUCCUGCCAAUCAUGAAUCAAUACCAGGAUAUCGAGACUUGUGUGGAGUGCUCUGCCAAAAACCUGAAGAACAUCUCUGAGUUGUUCUACUACGCCCAGAAGGCUGUUCUCCACCCAACAGGACCCCUGUACUGCCCAGAGGAGAAGGAGCUGAAGCCCUCCUGCAUUAAGGCUUUAACUAGAAUCUUUAAAGUGUCUGACCUGGACAACGACGGCAUCCUUAAUGACAACGAGCUCAACUUCUUUCAGAGAACGUGUUUCAAUACACCGCUGGCGCCUCAGGCCUUAGAGGAUGUAAAGAAUGUUGUCAGGAGGAACAUGACCGAUGGAGUCAAGGACAACGGACUCACACUCAAAGGCUUCUUGUUCUUGCACACCCUCUUCAUACAGCGAGGCAGACAUGAGACCACCUGGACUGUGCUGAGGAGGUUCGGAUAUGACGAUGACCUGGAGCUCACACAGGAAUACCUGUUCCCCAUGAUAAAGAUCCCCCCGGACUGCACCACAGAGCUUAACCACAAUGCAUACCUCUUCCUCCAGAGUGUCUUUGACAAACACGACAAAGACAGAGACUGUGCGCUGUCGCCAGAGGAGGUGAAGGACUUGUUCAAAGUGUUUCCCUACAUGCCCUGGGGUCCGGAUGUGAACCACACGGUCUGUACCAACGAACAGGGAUGGAUCACAUACCAGGGCUACCUCUCCCAGUGGACGUUAACAACAUAUCUAGAUGUACAGCGUAGUUUGGAGUACUUGGGUUACCUUGGCUACUCUAUCAUCUAUGAACAGGAGUCCCAAGCUGCUGCCAUCACAGUGACACGGAACAAGCGCAUUGAUCUUCAGAAGAAACAGACCCAGCGCAGCGUCUUCCGCUGCAAUGUCUUGGGGGCCCGGGGCAGUGGGAAGAGCGGCUUUCUUCAAGCUUUCCUGGGCAAGAACCUGCAGAAACAGAGGCGGAUCAGAGAAGACCACAAGUCCUUCUACGCCAUCAGCACGACCUAUGUUUAUGGUCAGGAGAAGUACCUGCUGCUCCAUGAGGUGAUGCCAGAUUUUGACUUCCUGUCAGAGGCGGAUCUAGCCUGUGACGUGGUCUGCCUGGUGUACGACGUCAACAACCCACGCUCUUUUGAAUACUGCGCCAAAGUGUACAAGCAAUACUUCAUAGAUAGCAAGACGCCAUGUGUGGUCAUCGCCUGCAAGUCGGACCUGCACGAAGUACGGCAGCACUACAGCCUCUCACCGCACGAGUUCUGCCGUAAACACAAGCUCCACCCGCCCCAGCCGUUCACAUGCAGCACGGUCGAGGCACCCAACAAAGACAUCUACACUAGACUCACCACCAUGGCCAUGUACCCAGCGGGUCACAGAGAGGCUCCUUUUUCACCCAAGCUCUCUAACGCUGGUGAUGGUGACAGCUCCUCUGCUUUCCUCCAGUGCUCCCCGUGCUCCAGCCAGCCCACCUGCUCUCUGUACAGUUUGACACAGCGAAGUGUGACCACACUGUGCCAGCUAACACACAGGCUGCGAGCCAGGUGUUCAUACACAUGUUUUUGGCUGCCCCUCUUCCUCCUCCUCUUGCACGUGUUCACCCUCUGCUAAUCUUUCUGCUGUUGUGUUGCAUGGCUCACCUGUUCUCUACCUCUCUGGAUAACCAAAGACAUGCCUCGGUCCUGAGCUGGGAAGAGGUUUCUCAUCUGUCGACAGUGAAGAGAGCUUGGUGUUUUGAAUAAGAUGGGGAAGGGGGGUUUAGUGAAUGCAGGAUUUAAAUGGCUGUGGAUGGUGUUGGACUCGGCAGAGGUGUGUUGUUGUGUGUUUGCAGAUUUUUUCUAUAUUAGCCCAACGAAAUGUAGGGCUUCUGGUUGGGCGUUCAUGGACCUAGGCAGAGCUGUAACGUUGCAUCCAGCACUAACCCUUUGUCUUGAUACGUUUUUAAUCUCUGGGAGUUGCUGACACUAUUAAUAGCAUGACACUUAAUGGGCCAGCCAUGGCAGUGCAAGGGACAGACACACCACAUUGAAUGCCCAGCGUGUUUUCCCAAAAGUGGGUUGGGCUGACUGGGUUAGAUGAUAUUGUUUUAAUUUUAUAUGGUAUGACAAUUUAAUCUAAGUCAUCAUGCAUAGUGUACAAUAUUAAAUUAACAUCUUAGGUCACCAAAUUGCAAGCACUCAGUGUCAUUUCAGAGGGAAUAAACUAUUUUGAGUCUGCAAACGGAUCUAAAUUGCCAAUCAAAAGAAUUAAGUUAAACAUGCAAUGUUUGCAAAAUAUGUAAGGGCAUUAGCAAAAGAGAAAAGCAGAAGAAAAACUGACAGACUAAAUAAAAAUAAAAAUAAAUAAAUUUCCAAAGAAAUUCACACUGGACAGAAAGGGAAAUGACAUCUUCUAAAAUCUGUUUUCAGCAUCUCCGGUCUGUCUGCCAUGUGGUGUGUACAGUCUGUAUGUGAUGUGUGUGUGUGUGUGUGACUUUUUUGUCAGUGUUUGAAGUGUGCGGUGGCAUUUGAUGAUGUAUGCCGUCAUAGUUGAGCUCGUGCUUCAAAGGUUUGGGUGGUGAUUCUAGCUCCUUACUUUGCGGUCUGGGUAGAGCUGGGUGAUAUGAAUUAAAUCAGACGUCGCUUUAUUUUCAAGCGCUAACGUACAGUAAUUUCGAUGUAACUGUUGAUACUUAAAAAUACAUAAUCUGAACUAGUUAAAUGUCUCCUGCCUAAAAGAUUCAUAAAUAAUGUUUUUAUUUUUAAAAAAAAAGAUAAAUAAUGUGGCCAAAAUAGUGAAUCAGUUGAAUCUCAUUCAUACAAAAUUAAGAUGAUAUGUAGCCUUAGAGCAAAGUGUCAGUUUUAUAUUUGAUGGUGUCUCCCUGCUCUGAGAUUGAAUAUUUAAAAUAAAUAAAUAAAUUCUAGUAUGUUUUUGACCUUGAUGUUCAUACUGAGAAUAUAUUUUAAAAUUAAAAUAUUUUUAUAGUUAUAUUAGAAUAUUAUUAAUUAUUUAAUUUGAUUAUUAAUUUAUUUUAAAUAUUUAAAAUAUUUUAAAAAAGGAGAAAAAAUAGUCUGUUACUUAUGUUGACGAAGAUAUAGUAAAAAAAAAAAUCAAGUGCAGGCAUUCAAAAAUUAUUUCAGCAGUCAUAUAAUUUCAGUGUAAAAAGGCUAAGACAACAUUUUAUAUGUUAAAAUAUGACAAAUCUCACAUAGUAUGUUGUGUCACAUAAUGAUGUCAGUAUUAGAGCUAAUUUAUUGGUCAGUCCGAAGAAAAGAUCUGCAGCAAUUUUGAUAAUUGUCUCAUUGUUCAAGUAAUUUUUUAUACAAAUAGAUAUGCAGAAAAUUCAGAUUUAAUCUUAAAUGUAAAUGCUGGUUUUCGUGUAGUCCGCCUUGAUAAUAAAAUAAAUAAAAUAUUUGUAGUGUUAAGACCUUUGGUUGGGUGAAAUAAAAAUGUUACCUCACGUUCUGAAAACUUUUCAUGUACUAAAUGAAUAAUUCUUUAAUCAAGAAAGUAACUGUCGGAUGAAGGGCAGGGUCAAUAUUAUAUUCAUAGUAUUAUAUUACAGUAUCUCCCAGCACUACCUACUGUAUCUGAGUCUUUGUGUGUGAGCACGCACCAGUCAACCGUGUGACUGGGUGUGUGUGUGUGUGUGUGUGUGUGGAAGGCUGCUGGGCUGGGUGGAGGCUGUGGGGGUUUACCUGCUGUCAGAGGAGGAUUUCAGCCUGACGCAGGAGGUUUCACCCGUAUCCAACGUGGAGGGGUCCAUCUUUAUGGAGGCCUCUGCUGAGCAGCCAGUUCCCC